AUGAGCAUUGAAAAUCAUCCGUUUCCCGGAAAAGUCACAACAAAGAACCCGAUUUUCAAUUUCUUGGAAUGUGCUGCGGUGCAUGCCCCGGAGUGCAGCUUUCCAAUGAAAAUUCGCAAUAAGCUCGAACGGGUUGAGAAUGGUGAAUCAACCGCACAAUUCCAACUGGCCAAGGCAUUGGAUGAAAUGCGAUACUUUUUCAGAACAAGUCAAUCUGUUGGGAAAAUUAAUGGCGGCGUCAAAAUCAACGCUAUCCCGGAGUUGGCUUCAACUAUGGUUAAUUUGCGCCUGGCUGUGGACAGCUCGGUUGCAGAGGUUCAGAAGCACUAUGAGAGCCUCAUCAGACCGAUUGCUCGCAAACAUGGAAUGUCCUUCCAAGGAUUUUACACAGAAACCCCAGAAGACCGACGAAAAAUUAGCUUGUCUGCCUUCGAUGCCUUGGAACCCGCCCCGGUUUCACCAGUCGAAGCGGAGGCUUUCCAGGUGCUGGCAGGAACAAUCCGAAACACUCUGAAGCCUCUCAUCAAAGAUCAAAGUCUUAUCGUCACUCCGUAUCUGAUGCCUGCGAAUACAGACACAAAGUUCUUUUGGAAACUGACGUCCAACAUCUACCGGUUCACACCUGUGAACCUGGAGCACAAUCUAAACCGAGCGCAUACAACCGAUGAAUUUAUCGUGGCAGAGGAGUUCGUGAGAGAGCCACUCUUCUUUGCAACUCUGAUUCUCAAUGCCGACGACGCCGUUUCUAUAUAG
Molecule: messenger RNA, 753 nt
Organism: Penicillium waksmanii
Lineage: Eukaryota; Fungi; Ascomycota; Eurotiomycetes; Eurotiales; Aspergillaceae
Product: carboxypeptidase yscS
Exons: 1
Coding region: 1-753 (250 amino acids)
Cellular component (GO): fungal-type vacuole lumen
Molecular function (GO): carboxypeptidase activity
Source: RefSeq, a predicted model, not a curated record